AUGCCUUUUAAAACACCCUUAGGCGAAAGGGAAGUCAACGUUACAGCGCCUAUCUUUAUACGAGUAAGUUUUUUAAACAAAUGUCUUGAGCUCAUCUUGUUCUUUGUUUUGUGAAUUUUCAAAAAAUAAAACUUUUUAAACAAAAAUUUUAAAAUCAACAAUUAGUUUUUUUUAAUUUCAACAACAAAUACCGUAUAAUUCAAAUACAAAUAAUUUUGUAGCCACUACAAGACCGGCGUGUUAUCAUCGGCCAGCCAGUCCGACUAGAAUGCCAGGUCGAAGGUCAUCCGGAGCCAGUUAUAAAAUGGCUAAAAGACGGACAAAAUGUUACCACAUGCCCCGAUUAUGAAGUAAGUUGAAUCUGUUUAGGUUUACUUAAUUUUUAGGUAAUACAAAGUGGCAACAAACAUACGUUGCUUAUCGCUUGUGCCCAAGGUGCUGACUGUGGUCGAUUCACGCUACAAGCCAUGAACACCGGCGGUAUUAAACAGUCAACCUGCAUGUUAAUCGUCGCUCCUGCACCAACUCCCGUCCCUGGAACCGCAGCUAGUAUGGCGUAAGGCAAAACUUUUAAUUUUUGUUAUACUUAAAACAAAAAAAAAUAUUAGGAGUAAUAUAAUUUAUAAUACUACUGUAUCAAUAACAACAAAAUUACAGAAGCUCCCCAGCACCGCCGAUGACUCCAGUAGGACCAUCAGCACCCUUCUUUAUCAAAGAGCUGCGCAAUCAGCCGUUUAAACCAAGCGGUGUAGCCGUACUAGAAGCCAGAGUAGUUGGUGUACCCGUUCCUACUGUAGAAUGGUUGAAAGACGGAAAACCCUUCAACAAUUACAGGUAACAAUGCUCAUAUCAUAGUUUUAGUUAACACUUUCUAAACUUAACUGUAAAAAUAAUUUAGGGUCAUCACGGAGUACGAUUCCCAGUCAGGAAUCUGUCUUCUGACUAUCCCACAAUUAUUCCCAGAAGAUCAAGGAGAAUAUACAUGUCAAGCUUCAAACACGAUCGGAGUUACAAUAUGUUCUGCAUAUGUGAGCUCUUUAAUAUUUUGAAGACGUGUUACUAUAACUCCAAUAAGUUUCUGACCAUAAUUUUCAGAUUCUUCCGAAAGACGAAUACGAUAAAUGGCUGUCAAACGAACGAGCUUCGUUUACUAGAGAAAAGAAACAACGAAUGAUUGCGCGUCAUGAACAACAUCCAAGACCACCAAGUGCGACAAUCAGAAACGUCGAUAAACGAGGACUUUUGUCACCAAACUUUUCCGAUACUGAUACGGUAAGAUUAAAGACAUAAAACAUGUAAAAUUUAACUCUAUAUUGUACUGCUAGACUAAUCAUAAUUUUAAAACUGUUAAGGCAUGGGGACAAAGUGAAUCAGAAACCGAACCCGAACUAGCUUCACUCAAUCUCCACAAAGAAAACGGCCCUGGCGUAGCUCCGUUCUUCAGGAGUGAAAUGAGAAGUCUGAAGCUUACCGAAGGCACCGACGCCGUUUUUCAAUGUAAUAUUGGAGGAAACCCCAAACCUAGAGUAAGUGAUUUACUACGUUUUAAAUAAAACUGCUUAUACAUAGAUAAAAGCUUAUGUGUGACUACUUCAGAUUACAUGGUAUCUAAACGGUCGAGUUCUGGAAGCAUUUGGAGAACCACGAAGACAGUUCAGCUACCGUGGUUCCAGUGUGACUCUCAAGGUCAGCGACGUCAAACAGUCGGAUCGUGGAGAAUACCAACUGAUUUUGGAAAAUCCGUUUGGGAAAGUAAGUGGUGAAUCGAUUAUAAUCUCAGGUAUUGAUGUACUGUGAAGAAACUCAGGUUAAAGUAUUGUCUUCAAGCUCAAAAUUCCUUCACCGUUUCAAAGUGUAAACCUGAUAAAUAACUACUAAUCAAUAUGAGUUGCCUUCAUUUUUGUUCACUCAUCCCUCUGAACUUUGACCGAAACCAAAUCGGCCAUUUAAAUAAGUAUAAAAUGUAAUCAAUUACUGGCUUAUCGCUUUUCCUGAUCCGUCUUGACGCCGUUAAUCUAGUUCCGGCCCAUGCUAGCCCUAUGCAUGGUCGCACACACAACGUUUUUAAUCUCUGUUCUAUGUGAUAAACAGCAAACAAUCGGGAGGAGGAGGCCGGAUAACUGUUUUUCAAAAGUUUUUUCGGCCAAUAGGGGCAUUGGUACGUGUGUGUCGGGGACUGCGUUCUUCAGGCGUUAAUCGUUUUCAAAAAGGUUUUGAUCUGGCUGAAGAAAAGCUUGAGGCACAGGUAAAAGCCGAGGCCUCUGGAAAAAAGACUGGUUCCUUUUUUCGACUCCUUCCUACCCCGGGAGCACUUGCACCUUUUGUCAUUGAGGAGGGAUUGGGAAGGUCCGUUUUUUAUCUUUGAUGGUGCAAUGAUGGGUCGGCCUGAAAGGUGGGGGCGAACGCUUCGUUUCCUCCGGGGUUGAAGACCUCACUUGAGCUUGGCCUGUCCAUGAAAGAUUUCCUUGACUUGUAGCUCUUUCGAUUUUUAAUAGUUAUUACUUCCUUUAAUCUCAUCUCAUACUGUAUGAGAUCAACAAUACAAAUUAAUUGUAUUGUAACUUUAUUUGGAUGUUUUAGUUAUAAAAUUAAUUUAAGCAUUCUAUUGUCAGAACUGGGUGUUUUAAAACACUUCAGUUUGUGUUAGGGAGCUGCUCACCGUGUUGUCCCGCAUUAACGUUCAAAUUUCUCCACCCCGAACUGACAUAUGAGAUGCAUUAGCAACUCAACUCCACUGGCUAAGUUUUGUGUUUUCAGGUUCAGAGUUCGGUUCGGAUCGAGGUAUUUGCACUACCAUCUGUCCAGCCGGAGACCGUUGGCCCAUCUACGUCGAGAACGCUCGUUCAAGUCCAGCAGCAGAGACAAGAACAGCCUAAGUCGUCGCAACCAGCAGCCAAAGUCGUGCCAAAAGCUCAGCCCGUCAAAAAUCCGGCUCCCCCUGUGCGACAGCCAGUCGUCCAGCAACCAGUUACGCAAGUUGAAGAGCAACGUCCUGUGCAACAACAACCACAGGAACUUCCAGCUCCAGAAACAAAACAAAGGCAGCAACGUUUUGUUAACUGGGGACGUGGAAUACCUUCGCCAGCAGCAUUUUACCAACGAGAACGCGAAGCCCAAAUCCAACAAAAAGCUCUAUCACCUUUAAAGGAUCGGGUUGUUACUUUACCAAAACGGCACGAUACUUAUCAAACCGAAGCUGUUACUACUCCAGCUAAUUUUUUGCCACAACGACAAACAACACAACAGUUUGUGCAUCAGAAAAAGACCCAACGGGAUCUUUAUCAACCACAAUAUUCACGUAACUUGCAACAAACAAGUGCGUAUCAACAACUUCAACAACCGACUUACACUCAGCUAGAAACACAACAACAAUACCAGCCCAGUCGGCCACAACAAGAUAUAUAUCACAAACCACAACAAACUGCACGUCCAGUUCAACAUCAACCACAAGCUACCCAGCCCGUUCAUCAACAACAAUAUAACGUUAUUGAUCUAAACUUGCCAAGCACACAACCGGCAACUUUCCGUGACCUAGACUUCUUAUUCUACGAUACUGACCGAGGUAGUCAGUACGUACAUCCAUACUUGAAAAAACCAGAACAAGUUCAGUACGAACUUGAAAGACAGCAAAGAAGAGAAGACGUCAUGGUAAGUAAUAUCACAAGAUUUUAUUGCCUUUACUGGUUUCUUUUUAUGAUAUUUUUUUAACAUCUUGAAACUUCUUAUUUUACUUUUCAAACUAUAUUGUCAUUGUAAAUUGAAUUGCUUUGGCAAAAGUAUUUUCUAAAAAUAUAUUGUGGUUAGCUGUUACUCAAAAUGAUCAACAACUUUGUUUACAGGCUUCAAGAUUCAGACAAUCGGGAAACGUGAAGGCGGCCGGUGAGUUGUUUUUUUUAUUUUACCACCUUGAUCUCCACUGCCUUGAAGCGUGCAAAAGCGAACGCUUGCUGGUGGGAGUAGCAGCUGUUCUCAAUCAAAAGUUGAACCCGAUUUAAAAAAUAAAUAAUUCCAGAGGUGGGCAAGCCGUACUUCCUUACCAAGUUCCCACCAAAUCUUUCCAUCCAUGAAGGCGAAGGUGUUACUUUGUACGCCAAGGCCAGCGACGACGUUACGAAACUAACAUGGAGCCGCGACGGAGCUCCAGUUAGCAAUGGUGAAAAAUACAAGUAAGAGCUAAGAAAGAAAUUUUAAAACAAAACCGAAAGUUACCACCUUCAAAAGUAAAAAAAAAUAAAACACUAAACAAUUAUGUAUUUAAUAACAGGAUCGAAAGCAAAAGUGCCAACGAAAGUGUUUUGGUCAUUUCCAACGCUACAUUGGCCGAAGGAGGAUGGUACCAAUGUGAAGCCACUUCUCCAGAAGGCACAGCACAAUGUAAGGGAAGAGUCGUUGUCAAAGCACGCAAAAACAUCGAUGAAGAACAAGUCGAACGCGUUACUUUGAGAAAGAUCGACAGAUCAAAACAACUGUAAGUAAACGUUGAAAAAAGGUUAAAAACCGAGAAUAUUAUAGUAAAAAUAAAUAAAAAACAAAAAAUGGUAGUAAACCUUAUUUUUUAUAUAAAAAACCAAUAAUUUCUUUAUCCUAAAUUUUUUCUUCAAAGAUAAACAUAAGACACAGGAUUUUGUUCUAGAAAAUGCGUCAGCAUGAUUGAUUUUGCAGACGUUCUUUUUUCAAAUAAAAAGAUUUUGUUUUGGAGGAUUUUCAGUAAAAAGUUAAAAGUAAAAACACAAAAUAUCCCUUUUACUUCAAUUUAACGAUUUAAAAAUAUAUUGUAAGCAUUAUUACGUUAUUUUAAGUAUGGAACGUUUAUAUUUUAGCCAAAACGCUCGAUUGACGCAAGAUAUACCCCAAUCCAAGGAAGCUCCAAAGUUCUUGAGCAAGCUGAAUGGUGCCACUUUGAACGAGGGUCAACACGCUUUGUUGGAUGUGAAGUUUGGCCCAACUGACGAUCCCAAUGUUAAGGUUGCUUGGCAGCUCAACGGAAAGCCGAUUCUUGCCUCUUCCAGAAUCACAACAUUGUUCGAUUUUGGUUAUGCUGUGUUGGAGAUCAACCCAGUUACUGUGUUUGACCAUGGAGAAUAUACUGUCAUUGUCAUUAACCAAUUGGGAGAAGUUCGCCAAUCUGCCAAUGUUGAAGUAGCUGGUAAGCAUUUAGUAUUAUGUUAUACGAUGAACACUUACAGUAUUUUUGGUAGUUAGAAUGCGAAUUAAUUAUCCUCAGUGAUAUUUAUUGUUUUUUUACUUGCAAGUAGAUUCUCGAAUCACAAAAACAAAUUGCCCUCAAGGCUUAUAAAUAAUAUCUGGCAUUUGGACGAUUUGUCACUCAGAACUUUUGAUUCUUGUGACUAAUCGAGAUUAUGCAACAGGUAUCCGCAGCGAUUCGGUCAUCAAUUAUAUCCAAACUCAAGGAGAUGGCAACGUUCCGGUUGGAUCCAACAAAACAGUUGACCGCCCCAACUUCCACUCUGAUCUGCGAUCACAAGAACUCUUCGAGGGCCAGCCCUUGCAUCUCGAGACCAAAUUGACACCCAUUAACGACCCCGGCCUUAAUGUCCAAUUCUACUUUAACGGCAAUCCUGUUCAGCCAAACGACCACGUCCAGAUCCAAGUUCAAUCAGGAUUCGUGGUGUUGCACAUUGAGAAUGUGUCGGAACAAGACGGUGGAUACUACACAGUAACUGCUACCAACGAUGCUGGAAUCGCCGAAACUAGUGCUACUGUUGUUGUAGUUCGUAAGUUGAGAGAUACAAUUCUAAAUGUUUUUAGCUCGCCUGGAGAACGUCGAUCACUCCCAGAUCUUGGACGUCGAAGAUCAGCUGGAACUUCAACAUUCGAUUCAUGCCAAACAGCUCGGUGCUCCUCAAUUUGUUCAGCAGAUUCAGAGCUACGAUUGCGAUCGUGAACUGGGAAGAUCGUACUUUGAAGCUCGUUAUGAACCAGCCAGUGAUCCUAGUCUGACUGUGCAAUGGCUAAAGGACGGAAAUCCGUUGUCAAAUGCCAACAGAAUUCAGGUAGUUGUUAUACUUUUAAAAUACUUUUAAAAAUGAAAUUUUACUACUUUUAAAAAUACUUUUAACUAUUAAAAUUGAAAAAAUUUUAAAAAAAUGUAUAAACUUUCAGACUGUGAACAGCUUCGGCUUUUUGUCAUUGACAAUCCACCCAACUUACCCUGAAGAUGCCGGUACCUACACCUGUCUCAUCAGAAGUAACCUUGGAGAAGCCGAGUGUUCUGGAGAAUUGACCGUUGUUACUCCAGAAGCCCUUCAUCUGGAAUCGCUUCACGAGAGCGCUCUUCCAGCCAUAAAUGACAUCGAUGGCUUUGAAGUUCACAUUGGUCCUGUUCCCACCGAAAGACCUGAAGAGUUCAACAGUCAGGAAGCUCCGAAGAUGGUACGCCAACUUAAAGGUAACGCCGAGGUUCAAGAGAACGAGCCAGUCCACUUCGAAUGCCGAGUUCAACCAGCCGGAGACGUCAAGAUGCAAGUUGACUGGUUCAAGGAUGGUCAGCCACUUGUUGCCGCCCAUCGUUUUCGACCAAUGUUCGACUUUGGCUACAUUGCUCUAGAUAUCUUGUACGCUUACCCAGAAGACUCUGGCACCUACACUUGUGUAGCUCGCAACGAAUUGGGAGAAACUGAAAGCAGCGUGAAUCUGACCGUGUUAGGAAAGGAUUCUUUGCUCUUGGAUGCUCAACAUCCAGAAGGCUUAGAGAGAAUUCAAGAACUCGAGCAGCCUAAAGACUUUGGAUUGGCUGAAGUACCAGACAGAGAAUGCGACAGUGCUCCACAAUUCGUGGGAGACUUGGAAGAUUACGAAGUUGAUGAACAUACUGACAUCAUCUUUGACUUGAAGGUAUGUCACAUGUGGUACGGCUUGUUAGAAAGUGUAAUAUUGCAAAAAAGAUAUUUUAUAUUAUAUGUUAUUAUGAAUUUCCAUAUUAUUUUCACAAAAUUUUAGGUCACUCCCGUAAACGACCCGACCAUGGUUGUUGAAUGGUACCACAACGAUGAACAACUGUACCAAGCCAAUCGCUUUCACCCAUUGUUCGAGUUUGGUUUUGUCACCUUGAGGAUCACUGGCGUGAUUCCGGAAGACUCCGGUACCUACACGGUGGUGGCGCGUAAUGCGUUGGGCGAGAACCGUAAACAAUGUAACCUGACGGUGAACGGAUACGAUGCGAUUGUGUCGAAGACACAGCACGAAGAAGCGCUUGGUAAAAUCGAAUAUCUGGAAAAUCUGAACAAGUACGCGAGGGAAGAGGUGGUGGACGCAGAGCCGGAGGUGAGUGUUCAUAAUAAGAUGCUUUUCAAGAUGUCUUUUCGAAAGUCGAGAUAGAGCAAUAAAGCGUUGUAACUUAAAGAAUGUGGGGUCGGAGCUCGGAUUGUUUUCAGAGCGGUCCUCAAUUUGUACAACCUUUGCCUGGCGACGUCGGCGAAGUCGAGGAAGGCGAACCUUUACAUUUGGAAUGCAAAGUGGAGCCAGUCAGCGACAACACCCUCAAGGUCUACUGGUUGCACAACGGGAACCUACUUCCACACGGUAGGUCUAAUUAGGACAGCUUUAAAUUUUGCAAAUUUUUUAAAUAAAAAUGAAAAAGUGUUUUAAUAUUUUUUAAUUAUUAAUUUUACUUGGAUGUUAUAAUUUUUGAUUCCUAUGACAAUUUUUCAGCUCACCGAUUCCGCACUUUCCACGACUUUGGUUUUGUAUCUUUGGAUAUUCUCCAUGUUUAUGCCGAAGACAGUGGCAGCUUCACGUGCGUUGCCGAAAACGCUUUAGGAAAGGCCGAAACUACUGCCAGUCUUCACUGCGAACGUAAGAUUUUACCUUCUGACAUAAAUCACGUAAUUAUUGUUUUUUUUAUAAAAGUUAAAUUAAAUAUUUUGAAUUUAGCCAAGAGCAAAGUAUUGGGUGAUACUCAACAUCCCACAAGUGUAGCCAGAAUCGAAGAGCUUGAAGCUCCAAAAUUGGCUCCAGAAGAAGAACCAGAACAAGAGAAGCAAGGAGCUCACUUCAUCCGACCAUUGAGUGGAUCAGUCCAAGCUGCUGAAGGCGAAAGCAUCUUCUUGGAGGCCCAAGCUGGACCUGUAGAUGACAAUACAUUAACAGUAAGUCUUUAUGAGUAUGCUAACAUCUUUAAUGCUUUUUUAAUGUACUUCGAAAAGUUUAAUUAUAAUAUAUUAAACUUCAGCAUGAAUGGUUGUUCAACGGUCAACCCUUGAUGCAAGCCCAUCGCUUCGUAACUAACCAAGAUUUUGGCUUCAUCGCUUUGAAUGUUCUGUACAUCUACCCUGAAGAUUCAGGAACUUACACUUUGAUCGUCAGAAAUGCCACAGGCAAAGCCAGUUGCGACAUCAACGUCGAAGUUGAAGCCAAGGAUGCCAUGUUAUUGGACACAUUCCACCCCUCAGCCGUUGAUAGAAUCACCGAGCUUGAAGCGCCCCGACCAGCCCCAGAGGAUCAACCCGAAGCCGAAAAGGAGGCUCCUCAAAUUAUCAAACAACUCGAAGCUAUCCCAUUGUCACAAGAAGCCACAGCUGUCCAUUUGGACGCCCAAUACACUCCAAUCGAUGACAACAGACUUCAGGUUGAAUGGUUGUUCAAUGGGCAGCCACUUAAGCAUUCGAACCGCUACAGAGUUACUAAUGACUUUGGUUACGCCGCUCUGGACAUCAACUUUUUGGUUGGUGAAGAUGCCGGAGAAUACACGUUGGUUGUGAAGAAUGACGCCGGUGAAGCCAACACAGCGACAGUCAUCGAAAUCGAAAGUGGAGCUCUGAUUCUAGACGAGACUAGUCAUCCAGAAUCUCUGCGUAGAAUCCAAGAAAUCGAAGGUGUGAAACCGGCUGAGCCUGAGGAAGAAGAACAACCUCCAGAAGCUCCACAAUUCACUGAACAACUCCAGACUCCACAGUCAGAAGAGAUCGUGGAAGGUCAACCGCUUCACAUGGAUUGUACCGUUAUUCCUAUUAAUGACAACAAGCUGAGAAUCGAAUGGUUCUUCAACGGGCAACCACUACAAUUCAGCUCCAGAAUCCGCACCAUACACGACUUCGGAUAUGUUGCUUUGGAAUUCUUACACAUUCAUCCAGAAGACUCUGGAACCUACACUUGCAGAGCCAUCAAUGAAGCUGGAGAAGCUGAGACCAGCCUUGACCUUAACAUCACCGGAAAGAAGAACAUCUACUUGGAGACUCAGCACGAAGAGUCGUGGAACAAGAUAUACGAGAUGGAGAACCGUGUCAUCGAACGUGAGCCAUCUCCAGAGCUGGUAUUCCCUCCACCCAACUUCACUCAACAACUCAACACUCUGGACGAACUUACAGAAGGUGAUCACAUUAGAUUGGAAUGCCGUCUUCAACCAGUCAAUGACCCUACUCUCAAGGUCACCUGGACUGUCAACGGCCAACCACUUCCAGAAGCCAGCAGAUGGAUUCAUUCCAGAAACAUGGACCUUAUUGUCCUUGACGUUCCAGGUGUUGUUGGAGAAGAUUCUGGACUUUACUCUUGCCAUGCUGUCAGUGCCUUCGGUGAAGCUACAACCUCUACCACACUUAAGGUCACUCCAACAGAUGCGUUGUUGUUGGAUACUCAACAUCAAGAAUCAUGGAACCAGAUUCAAGAGAUUGAAAACAGACAGCCUCCAGAACUGAUCGUGCCAGAACCAGAAAAGGUGGCUCCCAAGUUUGUCAACAAUCUGCCUCAACUUCCAGCCUUCGAAGAAGGAGAUCCGAUCCACAUCGAAGGACAAAUUGAGCCAACUGAUGAUAACCAACUGGUCGUCGAAUGGUUCUUCAAUGGCCAGCCUCUCAGCAACGGUCACCGUUACAGAACCGUUCACGACUUUGGUUACGUUUCUCUUGAUAUCUUGUACGCUUUUGCUCAAGAUUCGGGUACCUACACUUGCGUAGCACGUAACGAAUUGGGAGAAGCCACUUCCGAAACUACUAUCGACGUAGCUUCACAUCAAAUUCUCUACUUGGAUCCUCAACAUCCAUCCAGUUGGCAGAAGAUUCAGGAACUCGAAGCACCAAAGGAACAGCCAGAAGAAGCUGAACCAGCUCCAGCCGAGCCUCCUAAGUUCAUUGAACCCCUCGAGGCCUUACAGAGAAUUGGAGGACAGCCAGCUCACUUCAAGACAAGAGUUACACCAAACACCGAUCCGAAAUUGGUGGUUACCUGGUUCAAGGACGGCCAGCCACUCAAGAACAGCAACAGAUUCCGUCAUACCUAUGACUUUGGUCUGGUGGCUUUGGACAUUGCUUAUACUGUCGCUGAGGACGCUGGAACUUACACCGCCGUAGCCAAGAACGAAUCUGGAGAAGACCAAAUUAACGUAGAGUUGUCCGUCGAAGAGUACGGUACCAUUCUUUCUGACCCACAACAUGAAGCCAGCUGGCAACGUGUACAAGAGUUGGAAGCUCCAAAAGAGAAGCCAGAAGAAGAGGCCGAACCAGAACACGGUCCACCUCACUUUGUCACUCAAAUCCAAAGUGUCACUGACCUCAUUGAAGGUCAACCAGCACACUUCGAGGCUCAGGUCCAACCAAUCAACGACCCCAACCUCAGGAUCCAAUGGUUCCACAACGGAAGACCGCUGCCUGCCAGUAACAGAUUCGGAAUUAGAAACGACUUCGGAUUGGUUUCUUUGGACAUUCAUUAUGUUCUUGGACAGGUAAGACUUCACCGAACUAAUAAUUACAAUUGUAAAAGCUGUAUAUAACUAACAAUAAGAAAGACACUUAUGCAAACUUUUUCUGUUACAGGAUAUCGGAGAUUACCGUUGUCAAGCUUCAAAUGCUUAUGGCCAAGAUUCUACCGAAGCUCACUUGGAAUGCGAACGCAGACCAGGAAUUCUCUCAGACACUCAACAUGAAGAAUCAUGGAGAAGAAUUCAAGAAAUUGAGGCUCCAAAAUCAGAACAACCAGAGGCCGAACCAACCGUAUACCCAGCUCCUCAAUUUACUCAGCCACUUCAAAGCAUUGCCGAUGCUUCGGAGAACUCGAUCGUCGUGUUUGAAGGUCGUGUCAUUCCAAUCAAUGACCCUAACCUUCAGCUCCAGUGGUUCCGUGACGACACUCCACUUCAGCAGAGCAACAGAUACGUCAUCGUACAAGACUUUGGUCAUGUUGCCCUCAGAAUUAAUGGCGUAACAUCCUUCGACAACGGUGUUUACUCUUGUAAGGCCGUGAACAACGAGGGUGCUACGAUCACAAAUGCUUCUCUCAGCGUCGCUGGAUCUGAGAACAUCAUCGUCGACACUGCUCAUCCAGCUUCUCUUCAGAAGAUUGAGUACAUGGAAGGAAUCGACAAGAACCCUCGCCUCGAGUACCCAGAACAACAGUUCGACAAACCCAACUGGGUUCAGACCUUUGAGAACGUUGAGGUUGAAGAUGAAGGAGGAAUCAUCAAGCUUACGGGCUACGUGGAUCCAGCUGACGAUCCAGAGUUGAGAAUCGAAUGGUUCUUGAACAACGUUCCAUUGCAAAACUGUAGGUUUUUUUAAAAGUUGGUCAUUUUGAAAAUUGAGAGUAAAAUAUUCAUUUAAAAUAAAUUUUUUAGCCAACCGUCAUCACAAUGAAAUCAACUUCGGUCAAGUCGUCUUCACAAUCAUCCACGUUCUCCCUCACGACUCUGGAGUCUACACAUGUCGUGCCUUUAACCAGCACGGUGAAGCCUCAACCAGCGCUACUGUCAAGGUCAGUGACUACGAAGCCAUUCUUCGCAACACUCAACAUCCAGAAUCUUGGGAGAGAAUCCAAGAAUUGGAAGCCCCGAAGAUUAUCGAGGAAAUUGAAGUUGUCGAAGAAAAGGAAAAACCACGCUUCUUGACCCACCUGGAAGAUGCCAGCGACAUUCAAGAAGGAACACCUAUUCAUCUGGAAGCUACCUUCCAACCAGCCAGAGACAACGACCUCAAGGUGGAGUGGCAGUUUAACGGCCAACCAUUGGGAGCUUCUCAACUCAUCAAGACCAGAAGCGAGUUGGGUUGGGCCGCUCUUGACAUCAGUGCUGUCAACCCCGACCACGAAGGUGUCUACACGCUCAAGAUUGUCAACACUGAAGGUGAUGCCUCUACAUCAGCUACACUCAGAAUCGCUGGAAUCGGAGAAAUCCUUGGAGACACUACUCACGAAGAAUCAUGGCGUCAAAUCCAAAUUUUGGAAGCUCCAAAAGAAAAGGAACCAACUCCACCACCCGCUGAAUACGACGCUCCAACUAUCACUACUGAAAUUUCUGACAUCGAAUGUGACGAAGGAGAUUCAUCAGCAUUCGAAGCUGUGGUUCAACCAACCAACGACCCCAACCUCAAGGUCCAAUGGGUGCGCAACGGAGAACCAUUGUCCCACGGCUCCAAGUAUGCCAUCUCUCAAGACUUUGGACUUUGCAAGCUGGCUAUUGGUUACACAUUCCCAGAAGAUGCUGGAGUAUUCCAGCUUAAGGUUUCUAACGAUAAGGGAGAAGCCGUCUCCAGCGCUACACUCAAAUGUAACGCCAAAGAGGCCAUCUUGGGCGAUGUGCAACACGAAGAGUCGUGGCGCAGAAUCCAAGAAAUUGAAGCACCAAAAGAACCUGAACCAGAAAAGGAACCGGAACCAAAGGUACCACCCAAGUUUACUUCGCCAAUACAAAACGUGGCCGAACUUCAAGAAGGUCAACCGGCUCACUUCGAGACCACCGUGGAGCCUAUCAACGAUCCUGAAUUGGAGAUCAAGUGGUUUGUCAACGGAGAGCCGUUUGCUGCUUCAUCCAGAGCCAAGUUCAUCAACGACUUCGGUUGGGUUAUCCUUAACAUCAACUCGACCGAACUCAGAGAUACUGGUGAAUGGGUAUGCGUUGCUAGCAACUCAGCAGGUGAAGACCGUGUUUCUACCAACUUGAGUGUAACCGGUCAUGAAGGUAUUGCUUCUGACGCAAUCCAAGCCCAAUCGUUGGCCAGAAUCCAAGAGAUCGAAGCUCCAAAGGCUGGAAGACCUGAAGAAGAAGCUCCACAAUUCGAAUCACCAAAUAUCACCGUACAAUUGUCAGCACCUUCUGACCUUUCUGAAGGCGACAGCGUACACUUGGAAGCCCAUUACACACCAAGUAAUGACCCACGAUUGGUCGUAACAUGGUACAAGGACGGUCAAAUUCUGCCACAAGCCAAUCGUUACAAGAUGGUCAAUGACUUUGGCUUUGCCAUUUUGGACAUUCUGUACGUGUUAGCCCACGACUCUGGAGAAUAUACUGUUGUUGUUUCCAAUGAACAAGGAGAAGCCUCCACUUCAGCUACGUUGAGUGUUGAAGCAAAGGACGGUCUUGUUCUGGAUCCACUAGACGAAGGCAAGGCUAGAGCUGUUCAAGAACUUGAAGAUCUAAGAAACAGACGACCAGAAGUAGAAGACCUCGCUCCAGAAGAACGUGUACCUGUAUUCGUUCAACCGUUGUCUGCUCCAGCAGAAUGUGAGACCGGAGACCGUGCUCACUUCACAGCCAAAUACGAGCCAAUCAAUGACAACACUCUCGAAGUUCAGUGGUACCUUAACGGCCGCGCUUUGCUCAACAGCUCCAGAGUCAAGACCAUCAACGACUUUGGCUUUGUUGUUCUUGAGAUUUCCCCAGUAAUUCCCGAAGAUUCUGGAGAAUACACGUGUCGUGCCAGAAACAAGGCUGGUGAAGCUGUUACCAGUACUACAUUGACAUGUACACCAAAGGAUAACAUUGUUAGAGACACUCAACUGCCCGAUCGUAUGAAAGGAGCUCAACAGAAGAUCGAAGAGAUCGAAAGCCGUGGUCCGAAGCCGGAAGAAGAGCCGGAGUUGGUGUUUGCCCCACCCAAGUUCAAGAACCAACUUCAGCAACUUCCACAGUUGCGCGAAGGUGCUCUCAUCCAUCUGGACGUGCCACUCGAGCCUGUUAACGAUCCUAAACUCCGUGUCGAAUGGUUCCACAACGGAGAACCAGUUCGUGACAGUAACCGUAUGAAGACGAUUCAUGACUUUGGCUUUGUCGUACUCGAACUUAUCCCUGCUGAGCCUCAAGAUACCGGAAACUGGACUUGUCGCGCUACCAACGACUACGGACAAGACGAAGUGUCAGUUGAUGUUGAAGUUGUCGGUGACAGCGGUAUUUUGUACGAUUGGGUCGCACCUGGAGAGAAGAAGGACAAGAUCGAACAACUUGAACAAUACAUCAACCGUCCACGCGGAGAUCUUGUUCAACCAGAUGUUGACUACGAAGCACCUCACUUCACUGAAAAUCUCACAGAUUUGGGAGAACACACUGAAACUGACGCUACGUCAUUCAUGUGUGUCUUGGAACCAAUUGGUGACCCAAGCUUGAACAUUGAAUGGCAACACAACGGUCACUCUAUUCCAUACUCUAACCGUAUCCAGAUGACCAACGACUUCGGAGUAUUGACACUCACGAUCAAACACUUGAUCGCCCAGGAUUCAGGAGAAUACAAAUGCAUUGCCAGAAACGACAAGGGAGAAGCUAUAACUUCAGGAACCAUUGAAGUACGUACUAUUAUCGACGCCGAAGAACCACAAAUCGUGCAACCUUUGGUCGAGAACAUUGACGCCGACCAAGGCGAAUCCAUCCACUUGGAAACUCGUGUCUUGCCUAUUAACGACCCCAAACUCAAGGUCGAAUGGUGGAGAAACGGAGCUCUGUUGCCAGAAGCCAACAGAUACAAGACCAACUUCGAAUUUGGAUUCGUUACUUUGGAUAUUCUCUAUGCUUACCCAGAAGACAACGGAGACUACGAGCUUCGUGUCAUCAACGACAAGGGUCAAGCCUCUACUGUAGCCCAUGUCAAUGUGUUGGCUAAACCGUCACUUGAGUUUGCACCACAAGCCCCAGGAGCCACAGCCGAAAACAUUGAGCACCAUAUCAGACAAUUUACUCGUGCCGACAUCGCUUUGUCUGAAGACGAUGCGUAUGACCCAGCUAACCAACGUGCUCCAGAGUUCAAGACCCAAUUGCUUAACAUUGGUGUUGAAGAAGGAGACUUCUGUAGAUUCGAAACUCAGGUUGCACCACUCAACGACCCCUACCUCAAGAUCGAAUGGUACAGGGACGGCAAACCGGUUAACAUUGGUAACAGAUUCCGCAACAACCUUGAAUUCGGAUAUGUAUCCUUGGACUUGUUGUACGCUCUGCCUGAUGACACUGGUGAAUACACUUGUGUCGCCACUAACCAGUUUGGACAAGCUGUAGCUACCGCUAAAUUGGCUUGUUCGACUGCUAGCCACGUCAUCACUGAAUCCCAACUUCCACAAAGCUUGAAGGUCCGCGACAUCAAGAAACAGAACGAAAACUUGCACUGGUAAGUGUUAAUUAUUCUUCGGUAAAAUAUUAAUAGUUCAAUAUAUGAUAAAUAUUUUUUGUAGGGUUGACCAAAAGGGAGUGCAAGCUCGUCAAAAGCAAGCUCCUCAGUUUACUAUUUCACCAAGAAAUAUUCAAGUUACUGAAAACGAGCCAGCCCGUUUUGAAUGUGCCGUUGUGGGUAACCCCAAACCAAAGGUGAUCUGGUACGUCAACGGAAUUCAAGCCUUACAAGUAAGUUGAUAAUCUCAAUAAACAAUAUUUAAUAGGGUCAACGCUACAAGCUCAAUUACGAUGGUGUUCACUACUUGACCAUCACCCACGCUCGUAUUUCUGACGCUGGAACCAUUGAAGCCAUCGCUAAGAACUCAGAAGGCGAAGUGAUUGCAAGCGCCAACUUGGACGUCUUCCAACGUGACGACUUCCGUCAGCAGAAGCUGAAGAAGGGAACCCAGAAAACCAACGAAGAACUCCAAGAACGUGUCAACCAAUGGCAGAAGGAAACUCUUGGCCAAUUGGGAGAAGCCUUCGAGCAGAAACCUAAAGCCAACGUCAAUAAGCUUGUCCGUGUUGAACGUUCUAAACAUCCCGUUGAACCACUGGAGACCGAAGAACUGGUUCAGAAGUUCACUCGAACCAAGGACGACCAGUUCUACGACAAAUUGUCUUAUGUUGAACGCGAACGUAAACAGUUCGGAGGAUUGGAAUUGGAGCCAAUAUCAUUGAAACCCGGUCAAAUCCAGAAAUACCAACCAGAACGUGAACAACUGGAACCUGUGCAAUUGCGUGAAGUUGACAAACCAAAGGAAGAAAAGGAUCCUCAACGCUUCAGAAGCCCUCCACCAGACUGGGCUGCUGGAAACGUUAAGUUGGGAGAACCAGUCGGAAAGGUCAACCAGAUGGAGGAACCCGAACCAGAAGUUGUUGUACCAGCCAGAGACCAGGUCAAACUACGUGGAGCCAAGCCCAAACCAGCUGCUGAACUUCCAUCCAACGAACGUGUCCGCAUUCAAGAAGAAAAGGCCAAGAUUAGACAACCACAACAAGGCCCAGAAAUUGAAAAGGAGAAGGUCAUUCCACACAAGGACCAAGUUAACAUCAAACAGAAGUUCGCUCCAAAAGAAAUCGGACCAACCGACCACGUUGUUGUUGAAAGUGGACCACUUAAAGGAACUCCACAAGUUGUUAAAGAGUAAGUUAUAAAGACAUAUUAUGUACUACUACUAAUUGUAAAAAACAUGCUUUUUCUGUUGAAUUCUUGUAAAUAACAACUAUUGGUUUUAGUGAAAUUCCUCGUGUCACUGUUGCCAACAAGCCUCAGCCCACGAAACAAGUUCAAUCCCAAAAGUCUGCGCCUUCUAUUCAGAACCAGCUCCAACCUGUUCAAGCAGAGCUCGGAAGAUCGGCCAGAUUUGCCGUCAACUUCUCUGGUGACGCUCCAGUCACUGUCAAAUGGUAUCUUAACGGCAAAGAGCUUCGUUCUGCCUUUGAUACCCAGAUUAAAACGACUGAUGGUGAAUCUGUAUUGGAAUUGAACAAAUUGAAGUAUAACCACCAAGGAGAAUACACUGUCAAGUUGAGCAACGUCGGAGGCCAAGCUGAAUCUACUGCCAAUUUGACGGUUGGAGAACCAUCCAAGAAGGGAACUGCACCAGCCUUCUCUCAGAUCAUUUCCGAUCAGAGAGCGGCUCAGAACUCGAGCGUCACCUUCUCCUGCACGGUCAGUGGUGAUCCACCAACUGUGUCAUGGUUCAAGGAUGGAAAACCAUUGCCAAACGACUCCCGCUUUGAACGUGUACAAAACGGAAGCAACGUCGGUCUGACCCUCAACAACGUUGUAGCUCCAGAUGCCGGAGUCUACGAAUGCGUAGCCAAGAACCCAGCUGGUGAAGCUCGUUGCAAAGCCAGACUCAAUGUCAAUUUGACUAAAACUGGUAAAGGUGCCGAAGCCGGACCCAAAUACGAAGCUCCACGCUUCUCGACGCCUUUACAACCAAUUGUGGCUUCUGCUGGUCAAGCUGCUGAAUUCAGAGCUCAAUUCACUGGAUUCCCAGGUAACUUUUAA
Molecule: messenger RNA, 17375 nt
Organism: Bursaphelenchus okinawaensis
Lineage: Eukaryota; Metazoa; Nematoda; Chromadorea; Rhabditida; Aphelenchoididae
Source: the annotation of a GenBank genome assembly